Messenger RNA from Mytilinidion resinicola, 1309 nucleotides. RefSeq lists its product as uncharacterized. The transcript is spliced from 3 exons. The coding region runs from base 52 to 945 and encodes 297 amino acids. NCBI's taxonomy places the organism in Eukaryota, Fungi, Ascomycota, Dothideomycetes, Mytilinidiales, Mytilinidiaceae. The record is from RefSeq and is a predicted model, not a curated record.
CACGACCCGACGACAUCGCCCCUGCUUCACCCUCAGCGUUCACAUUUCCAAAUGGACCCCCAAGUUCCUCAGCUCGACAAAGUGAGACUCGCGACUCUUGACGACUUGCCCCGAAUAGCCAUCGUCGCCGCCGCCGGAUUCUUCUACUCCCCUGUGUUCCAGUACCAAAGGCCGCACUAUGAGGCCUAUCCUGAGGACACGAUAGCUAGCUAUUUCUUCGAGUACGAAGCCGCCAUGCACGACCCCAACGCCGUAGUCCUCGUAGCUGAGGACAUCCAAGACCCUCAGGAGCUAGAUAAGGCCUACAGAGCAUUGCACGAUAUCACUUUGUCAACGUGCCCACCCACGCCGGGCAAGACCGUUAUCACUGGAGUUUCGAGCAUCACUCUGACGCCUGGCUCCAUCUGGUCGGGCCGCUUGCAACCUACUGAUCUUGUGCAGAAAAGCCCCUGUGAAACUCCACUACAACGGGACCAAUGUUCAAGAGGCGGCGAGCUUUACUCCAAAGCUACCGCUGCCGCAAAGACUAAGUACUUGGCCCAUCGCAUGAAACUGGCCACUUUGGCAGUCCAUCCAGCCUACUGGCGUCGAGGACAUGGCUCGAACUUGACCAAGUGGUGCACCACGCUUGCUGAUAUUGAGGGCGUCUCAGUGGGCGUUUCAGCGGCCAAAAUGGGAGUCCCUGUGUUUGCAAAGGCCGGUUUCAUGGAACAAGAACGGGUGCAGAUCGCCGCGUAUCAACUACCACGUGAUAGUGUUGUUUCUUUGGGCGGCGGCAAGCAGCCCGACCAGAUUGAAGCCAUCGAACUCUGGAUCGGAAUACGCCAACCCGUCGGAACGAUCUCAACAACCGCAAUGUUGCCUCUUCCAAAGCCUGCUGGAACUCAGACGACCCCGUGGACGUUUUGGCGAGCUUGGAACCGUUUCAUAGGCCCGGAAUGCUGAUAGUAUCCGCUUCCGAAGUAAUAUGCAUGACUGCCCAAGGGGGCAUCAUUUAGCGGCGCAUUCAACUACCCUUCUCGGAUUUCUUAUGGAGGCUGGUUCCCUCUCAUACAUAUUGUACGGCCGAUCAUACACGGCCUGACCCCACGAGACCUCCUAUUUCAUAUAGAUUACUGGUUCUGGCAACAAUAACGAGCCAUGCACGUAUGCAACCAUUUUCGUUUCAUAGCGCUAGAGAACUGGAACCAUUCCCUACCAGGGCCUGUGCUGUGAGCAGCAGCACGCGAAUACUGACUAUCGGUGACAGGUGCGUUAUCUUUCGGCUUCGAUAUGUUCUCGUGGUCAAGGUGUCAUGAUAGAUCGAUUG